Molecule: messenger RNA, 1411 nt
Organism: Cyanistes caeruleus (blue tit)
Lineage: Eukaryota; Metazoa; Chordata; Aves; Passeriformes; Paridae
Source: RefSeq, a predicted model, not a curated record
CUGGCUCUCCCGGCACUAACCGCCUCGGCUCUCUCCGGCUCUUUGCCUUGUGCUGCUUCCCCAGGCCACGGCCAGGCCCGUGCCGCGCUCCCAGGGGUGCGUGGGGGCUCGUGGUGUCCAAGAAGAGCGUGGCCCCGCCGCCCCGGCCGGGGCAGGGUGCGCGGGAUGCUCGGCAGAGGGGCCGCGGCUCUCCAGGCGGAGCCGGUGCCGAUCGGCCGAGUCGGCGUUUGGUUGUGCGGUGGUGGAGGAGCCUGCGUGGCUCUGCCGUGGUGUGUCCUGGCUCUGGUGAGGUGCCACGUGGCUGUGCCGUGGCGUGGCUGCGCCGUGGUGGCGUGUCCCUGCCACGGUGUGAUGUGGCUGCACUGUGGUUUGGCAUGUCCCUGGUGAGGUUGGAUGUGUCUCUGCCGAGGUUUGGCAUGUCCCUGGUGAGGUUGGAUGUGUCUCUGCCGAGGUUUGGCAUGUUCCUGCCAAGGUUUGGCGUGUCCCUGCUGAGGUUUGAUGCGGCUGUGCCAAAGUUUGACGUGGCUGUGCCACGGUGUGACUUGUCCCUGCCAAGGUUUGGUGUGGCUCUGCCAUGGUUUGGCGUGGCUCUGCCGUGGUUUGGUGUGGCUCUGCCAUGGUUUGGCGUGGCUCUGCCAUGGUUUGGUGUGGCUCUGCCAUGGUUUGGCGUGGCUCAGUUUGUGGAGAGAGAUCCGGGCACGGAUUGUGGUGCUGCCGAGCCCUCCCGGGGCAGCCGUGGGCUGUGCCAAGUCACUGAGGUGUGAGAUGGGCACAGCCGCCCUGGCGCUGCUCUGGGCUCCAGCAGUGGAUCCGCGGUGUGGCUGUGCCGGUGCCGGUGCCGGUGCUGGGCCGGCCGUGGUGCCACAGUGGCUCGGUUUGGUGGCAGUGGUGGUCACACCAGGCUUGUGGCAGGCUCCAGCCCCGGAGGGUGCGUUGAGCUCGGGGCUGUCUCUGGUUGUCUGUGGCACAGCCCUGCCCCGGGGGGCACAGGGGGCUCGGCAGGGACGGUGCUGCUGGAUCAGAACCGGAUGGUGCUGCCAGGUUGGAAUCAGAUGGUGCUGUCGGGUCAGAACCACCUGGUGCUGCCGGCUUGGAACUGAGCUGUGCUAUCGGGUCAGAACCACCUGGUGCUGCCGGGUCAGAACCGGACGGUGCUGCCAUGGUGGGAACCAGACGUUUCUCCAAGGCUGGAGCGUUGUGGAGGUUGCAGAGCUCCAAGGCGGAGCUGUCUGUGCACACCCCGGCUCUGCGGUGCUGUUGGGGCGCACCGCGUGUCCGCGGAGGCGGCGCGGCUCGAUGGAGGUGUCCGUGCCGUGGCAGGACACACCCGUGUCCGGCUCGGACCCCGCUCCGCGGCCUGGAGCGACGGACAGCGGCGGGGCCGGGGCAGCGGGGACCUGGUGCUGCCCUU